Paralichthys olivaceus (Japanese flounder) is the source of this 5601-nucleotide messenger RNA. The record is from RefSeq and is a predicted model, not a curated record. NCBI's taxonomy places the organism in Eukaryota, Metazoa, Chordata, Actinopteri, Pleuronectiformes, Paralichthyidae.
UUAGGCGGACGUCUCGCCAGAGAAAUGUUCUACAUUCCACAGAACGCGUGUGGAAGGAACUGCUCACUCGACACAGGGAGCUUUGACAUGCAGUAUGACCUUCAAGUCGGGGUGGGGACUCUAGUUGUGGCCAAGCCCCUGGAUGCAGAGGUGCAGUCUGUGUACAACAUGACCAUUCAGGUGACGGAUGGGACCAGCUUUGCCACGGCACAGGUGUUCAUCCGGAUACAAGACAGCAACGACAACCCUCCGGUCUUCUCGCAGGCUGCGUAUGAUGUCAGCGUCUCAGAGGAUGUGCCGGUUGACAUGGAGCUGCUGCGGGUUAGAGCGACAGACGUGGACGAGCGCGCUCGCUUGAGCUUCACCAUCUACGGCAGCGUGGACCCGGCCAGCAUGAGGCUGUUCAGGGUCAACCCCGGCACCGGAGUGGUCUACACGGCGGACAGGCUGGACUACGAGGCCAGAACGCAGCACAUCCUCACUAUCAUGGUCAAGGAUCAGGAAUUUCCAUUCAACCGAGACCUGGCUCGAAUCCUGGUGGCAGUGGAGGACUCCAACGAUAACAUCCCGUACUUCACCAGCACCGUUUACGACGCCCUGGCCUAUGAGUCGUCUCCCGUUGGAACGUCUGUGCUGCAAGUGACGGCCUUAGACAAAGACAAUGGGAUUAACGGGCAGCUCACGUACACCAUAGAAGCAGGUAACUCUGCUGGCGUGUUUGGCAUCGAAAACACCACGGGCCUCAUCUUCAUCACCAAGGACCUGGAUCUCACCUGCGUGGGCUUUUACACUCUCACUGUUCGGGUCACGGACAGUGGAUUUCCACCGUUAAUGGCCACAGCUUCAGUUCGCAUCUCCAUGAUUCUCUCUGACUUUUCCAAACCUACAUUUACUCAGAAGGAGUAUCAGGCGGAGAUAAUGGAGAACAGCACUGUCGGGACGUAUGUGACGACCGUCAGCGCCCUCAGCCGCUCAGCUCUCAUCUAUGACAUCAACAGGGGGAACGAGGAGCGCUGCUUCUUCAUUAACCAUCACACCGGUGUAAUCAGCACACGCAGACCACUUGACUUUGAGCAAACAACCUCGUACUUCCUGGUGGUGCACGCUCUGAGCAUGGCCGGAGUGGAGGCCAGCACCUCUGUCAUCGUCCAGGUGGGGGACGUCAACGAUAACCCGCCCGUCUUCCAACAAAUCAGGUACGUGGGUGAAAUCAGUGAGGCUGCUCCGGUCAACAGUGUGGUGCUGGGAGAGGAUGGAAAGCCUUUAGUCAUCAGGGCGACCGACAGGGACCGAAACCACAACGCCCUGCUGGCGUUCCAGAUCAUAGACGACACCGCUCGCAUGUUUUUCAGCGUGGAUUCUGGGACGGGAUCGAUUCGAACAAUCGCCAGUCUGGAUUAUGAGACAUUCUCUGAGUUUGUCUUCCGGGUUCAUGUCAGAGACGGAGGUCAGCCUCCUCAGACUGCUGACAGCCCAGCAGACGUGGUGAUAAAGGUGAUCAACAUCAACGACUCGCCUCCCAAGUUCUCUCAGGACACCUACGAGACAGUCCUACUCCUGCCGACCUACGUGGGAGUCGAGGUGCUCAGAGUGGAGGCCUUUGACCCUGACACGGCCUCGGACCUCGGCCUGAAUCCGGUCACCCCCGUGCUGGUUUACUCUCUGGUGGACAACAACGCGGAGCAAUUCUCGGUGCAGCGCAACACUGGAGUCGUGACCGUCAUCAAUCCCAACCUCAAUAAGGAUCGCUACCGCUUUAAUGUGAAGGUGUGGGACGGACGUUUCUCAAGCAUGGCGUUAGUGACUGUGGUCGUCAGAGAAGCGAUCGACAGCGGCCUCCUCUUCACCCAACCGCUCUACUCCGCCUCCAUCCCAGAGAACAUAGCCAAUGUCACUGUGGUGACUGUUGUCAACACGGUCGGACACCGUCUCAACGAGCCGCUCAAGUACACUCUGCUGAACCCCGGCGGACGCUUCAUCAUCCGGCCGACCUGCGGAGUGGUGCUCACCACCGGUGUGCGCUUCGACCGGGAGGAGAGGGAGAGUUACGAGCUGGUGGUGGAGGUCAACAGAGAGGACGAGAUACUGAGAGUGGCCAGGGUGACCGUACGAGUGCAGGUGGAGGAUGUGAACGACAAUGCUCCAGAGUUCGUGAACCUCCCGUACUACGCUGCCGUGCAGGUGGAAGCAGAGCCAGGAUUGGCUAUUUUCAAGGCGUCGGCCACUGACCAAGACUUCGGCCUGAACGGAGAAGUGACUUACAGCCUGAAGGAGCAGCACAGGAACUUUCAGGUCAAUCCAGUGACAGGAGAGCUGAGCUUGAAAAGAGCCUUUGAGGUGGAUUUAUCCAACGCAGAGUACAAGCUGGUCCUUGUGGCUACUGACGGCGGCCUCCCUCCUCUGUCCAGUGAGGUGGAUCUGCCCGUUACCGUGGUAAAUAAAGCCAUGCCAGUGUUUGACAAGCCCUUCUACGGCGUCACCGUCCGAGAGGAUGUGGCCGUCUCCACCUCCGUCCUGUGCAUCAACGCCACCAGCCCCGAAGGCCAGAGCGUCAUCUUCAGCAUCACUGACGGAGACCCGUCGCUCCAGUUCGACAUCGGCUUCGACACAGGAAUCAUCGGCGUGGUUUACCCGCUAGACUACGAGACCACGCAGUAUUUCCGCAUAACGGUGAAGGCCACAGACACACUGACCGGGGCCAAGUCUGAGGUCGACGUGGACAUCGUCGUGCUGGACGUGAACGAUAACCCACCGCUGUUCCAGAAUAACUCCUACUUCACUGUGCUUCCUGAGAACUCCAUGAUCGGAACGACCGUGUUACAGGUGUUUGCUCAGGACCAGGACUCGGAGAAGAACGCUGCAGUGAGUUACCAGAUCCUGUCUGACAUCUACAACAACAGCGACUACUUCCACAUCGACAGCAGCAGCGGGCUGAUAUUCACGGCGCGCCUGCUCGACUACGAGCUCGUCCAGCGCUACAACUUCAUCGUCAGGGCGAUGGACAGCGGGGACCCGGCCCUCAGCAGCGACGUCAGCGUAACUGUGACCGUCACCGACACCAACGACAAUCCACCUAAUUUCAGCCAAACGCUGUACGAGGCCUUUGUCAGCGAGCUCGCUCCCCGCGGACACUUUGUGACUUGUGUUCAGGCUUCAGACGCUGACAUCUGUGACGCUCAAAGGCUGAGGUACAGCGUUGUCUCCGGGAACCAGAGGAUGACUUUUAUGAUGGAGCCAGACACCGGAGUGCUCCGUCUGUCUAACAAGAGGAGACAAGGCAUGAAACUCUCGUAUCAACUCAAUGUGUCUGUGUCAGAUGGAGUCUUCACCAACACUGCUCAGGUGAUUGUUCGUGUCCUCGGAGCGAACCUGUUCAGUCCAGUGUUCAGUCAGAGGUUCUACCUGGCUGAGGUCCAAGAAAAUGCCCCUCCAGGGUCAAAGGUCAUUCAGGUUCGUGCAACAGACGAGGACUCCGGGCUGUACGGCCAGAUCACGUAUUCAUUUAUCAACGACCUCGGAAAAACUCAGUUCAACAUCGAUGCAGAUGGAGUCAUCUCCACCCUCCAGAAGUUAGACAGAGAAAAUCCUCUGAACAAGGACAUGGUGCUGACCGUUAUGGCCCUGGAUGGUGGAGGCCGUGCAUCAUUUUGCACAGUACGAGUGGUCCUCGCUGAUGAAAACGACAACGCCCCCCGGUUCAGAGCUGUGGAGUACCGCAUGAGUAUUAAAGCAAAUGUUGCCAAAGGGUCUCUGGUCACACAGAUCCAAGCUACAGACCCUGACGCUGGGCCCAACGGAAGAAUCACCUACUCCCUUUACAGCGAAGCUCGUCUGUCGCUGGUUGACGUGCUGGAGGUGGAGCCAGACAGCGGAUGGAUGAUGACUAAAAGCACCGUGGACCACCUCCAGGGGACGGUUCUGUCCUUCUUCGUCAAAGCCACAGACUGCGGGUCGCCACCCAAACACUCCCUGGUGUCGGCCUUCAUCCACGUCGUCCCCCCGGACGCGUUCGUGCCGUCCUUCAGCCAGCCGCAGUAUUCCUUCACCAUCCCCGAGGACACAGCAGUAGGAACGGCCCUGGGGUCCGUGUACAUGGGCCCCGGACAGAGCGGCUUCUUCACCGUCGUCAAGGGGGAGACGCUCGACAGCAACCAGGGAGGGACUUUCCUCGUGGAGAGGGAGACGGGUCUGAUCCGUCUGGUCAAGCCGCUGGACUACGAAGAGGUCAGCAUCUUCCGCUUCAAGGUCGCAGCAACAACAAGGAGGGACCUGAUCGAGUCCGUCACGACUGUGGACCUGGAGGUUAAGAUCCUGGAUGUGAAUGACAACAAGCCCGUGUUUGAGACAAACACUUAUGUUGCCACGGUGAUGGAGGGAAUGCCUGUUGGGACGAGAGUGGUUCAAGUGCGCGCCCUCGAUCCCGACUGGGGCUCCAACGGACAAGUAACCUACAGACUCGGGCCUCUCCUCACCUACAACUUGGACUUGACGAAGGACGCGCGCUCCGUCAGCGGCCCCAUCACCACGAGCUCCGUGUUCGCCAUCGACAGUAAAACGGGCUGGAUCACCACGGUGACUCAGAUGGACCACGAGGCCUGCUCCAGCUACAGCUUCGAGGUGGUGGCCUCUGACCUGGGCGAGUCCAAGUCUCUCUCCUCCACCACAGUGGUAACCAUCACCGUGUCGGACGUCAACGACAACCCGCCGCGGUUCGAGAGGGAGCUCUACCGGGGAGCAGUGAAGGAGAGCGACCCCCUCGGCGAGGUGGUGGCCGCUCUGAAGACCAAAGAUCGAGACGGCACGGAUCAAAACCGUCAAGUCAACUUUUACAUCACAGGGGGGAACCCGCGGGGCGUGUUCGGCCUGGCCCUGGUGCAGGGGGAGUGGAAGGUUUAUGUGAGCGGCUUACUGGACCGUGAGCUGCAGGACUGGUAUCUGCUCAACAUCACAGCCAGCGACGGCCUUUAUGUCGCUCGCACUGCAGUGGAAGUUACUGUAAUGGACGCCAACGACAACAGUCCCAUCUGCAACCAGGCGGUGUACAGCGCCUCGUUUCCUGAGGACAUUCCUACUAACAAGGGCAUCCUGACAGUCGGCGCAACGGAUGCUGACUCAGGCUCCAGUGCGGAGAUUCAAUAUUCCCUGUUUGGCAUCGGGGUCGAAGAUUUCUACAUGGAUGCAAACACCGGUGAGCUGCGUACGGCCACUGUCAUGGACCGAGAGAUGACACCUACCUACAAACUCAUCGCUCAGGCAACCGACGGGGGUGGCCUGUUCUGCCGCUCUGACAUUUCCCUCAAACUGUUGGACGUGAAUGACAAUGCCCCCUCGUUCUCUUCCCCUCAUUACCUGGCCAGCGUGUUCGAGAACGCGGCCCCCAAGGCUCUGCUCACCCGCCUGCAAGCCAGCGACCCCGACGAAGGUCUGAACCGCACUGUGGUUUAUUCUCUGCUGGACUCGGUCAACGGUUUCUUCUCCAUCGAUCCCGUGUCGGGGAUGGUGAUUCUGGAGAAAUCUCUGGACAGGGAGAGCAGAGACUCUUAUCGAGUCCGCGUCCAGGCCACUGACCAGGCCGGCCAACAGGGGGCACUGUCCUCACAG